ACCCGGCUACCAGUUAGUUCACUUCCUUUGUCCAAGUCAACCAGACACACGUGUCCACAUGCACAUACACACAUGCAUUCACCCACACCCCAUGCUUCUGACUUCUUCUCUAUGGUCUGUAGAGAAGCGGUGGUGAUCAUGGUAGGGUACCGGAGAGGUGACGGACACAGUGACAGUGCAAAUGUAGGCGAGGCUGAUGUGGGCACCACCCCGUCACAUCCUCACUGCCCCCAUCGCCGUCACCACACACGCCCCAACAACAUCACCAGAGGGCCAAAAAAUUGCACUCCGAGGAAAGAAAUGAAAGGCGGGCACUUGUCGCGAUCACUUGCCGCCCCACCAGCUGGUGAACCGCCCCAGCAGACCUAACAUGACACACACGUGAUACAUGUGUGUGGGUGUGCGCGUGUGGAUGCAUCCAGCAAAAGAAGAACUCACCUUUGCUCUCCUUCUUGACGCGGUGAGAAAUGUCGGGCGGUGGAAACGACGACAGAGCCUACAUGCACACACGACACGCACAACACGCUGUCCAUCUGCAGUGCCGACAGACAGACGGAUGCACAGGCGCACUGACUGACCAGGUCGAACAGCAGCGGUUUGCAGGCGAUCGGCUCUAUGGCUGGCGGAAAGGCAUUCAAAUCGCCAGCCUACACAUACAAAUGCAGAGAUACAUAAAGGUGGGUCUGUGUUUCGUUGGGGCACCUUGACAGUGGUAGCUGCUGCUGCUGCUGUGGAGGCAGCAGCAGCAGCAGAGGCCGAUGACGCACCGGCCACGCCAGCACCAGCACUGGCGGCCUUGUCCAGGGGAUCCUCCAAGCCGCUGUCUGCUUAUCACACACACGCACACACAUAUAUUCAGAUGUUCCCCUCUCCCUCUCUCUCUGUGCCGUGCUGCGCACCUUGGGCCACCACUUUUGCAGCAAGCCUCGCGCGCCACCGCCGUAGACGAGAGGGCAGGUCAUCCUGUCAACAUUCCAAUGGGUGGAUGGAUGUGUGUGUGUGUGUGUGAUGGAUUUACCUGCAGUCGCCUGACGAGCGUGUGUAUGUGUGAGUAGGGGCUGGGUGCGGUCGGCGGCAGAGACACGUCAGACCGAGACAGAGCUAGGUCCGUCAGCACUGCGCUCACACACACACGCACCGUCACAUCGCCACAUCGCCACUGGGUGUGUGUGUGUGUGGCCAUCCAUCCAUCCAUCCAUCCAUACCAUAUGCCUCCUGGAGCUUGCCCGAGGCCGCGUUGCAGAGAGCGACGAACCAGCACCUGCACUCGUCCAUCCAUCCAUCCACCCACCCCCUCACACACACACCCACGCAUCUGUGUGUGCAUGCCUGUAGUUGGCGGCCACGUGCAGGUAGCUCUGCAGCGCCUCGCAGAGACCCUCGCUGAUCGGCAGCUUCGACGCCUGCACUCCGUCCAUCCUUCGAUUCAUGCAUGUGUGUGGGUGUUGGGUGUAUGGGUGUUUCUGACCUUGUCUGCGUCUUCAUGGUACUCCGGGCAGAGGUCAAGAGCCGAGGAGACGUUCUGCAGACACACAGGCAUCCGGAAAUGUGUACCGACACACACACACACACAGACUAACCUCCUUGAUGAGCUCGCAGAAGCGCACCCCUUCCUCAGGCUUCACCUUGCCACGCACCAGAUCUGCCGAUACACGUGACGUGGACAGAUGUGUGUCAGUCUCUGCCCCGCGGCGCGUCCAUCUGUGUGUGUGCGAUGGGGUGGUGCUCCGUUGCCUACCGUCCUGAGCGGCGUGCAGCUUGUGGAUGCUUAUUAGCAGCAGCAGGAGAUUGCGCUCUAUGUUCAGCACCGCAGUCUGCUCCUUCACGUAACCUGCAUUGCAACCACCCACCCACACACACAAAUUUCUCUGUUUGGUUAUGUGUCUUUCUCUGUGUUGUGUUGUGGUGUGUUGUGGUGUUGUGUGUGUGUUGUGGUGUUGUGUGUGUAGUGGGGGUGGCGUACUUUCGACAGCGCUCCAUUGGGGUGAGUCGGGAUCGCCGCCCUGCACACACACAUAUAUAUACAGGUGUAUAUCUGUGCGUGUGGGGGCUGUGUGUUGGGUGUUGGGUGCGAGUCUCACCAUGUUGAUCAUGUCCUUGUGGACCUGCUUGAGCACCUCGGCAUAGGAGGCAGAGAUCUCGCCAUACCUAUGGCACACACACACACACGAGGGGUGUGCAUGUGUGUGUCUGUGCCUGUGCGUACUUCUCAAUGACGUCGUUGCCGUCCAGGCCCUCGAAAUCCCUCUCUCUGUGUGCGCACACAUCCGCCCAUGUGGCCACACGUGUGCGUGUGUGUGUGUGUGUACGUGGCCUUGUCGAUGUCGACACAGUUAGACAGGCGCAGCUCGUCGCACCGAAUCAGACCAGCCGACACCUUCUCCUACACAUCCACGGGCGCACACACACACUUGCACGCCUCUCGCUCUCCCUCUCUCUCCCUCUCAGUGCGUGUGUCUGCGCGCUUACCGAGGGAAUGACGACUCUCUGGCCGCGCCAGGAGGUGUGGUCGCCGUCAGCAGAGGCAGAGGCACCACCGCCGCUCAUGUCGUUGAGCACACCUGCCGAAGCGGCACUAGCCGCUGUGCCGGUCUUGCCUUCCUGCACACACACAUGGCGGGAUGCCAUGGAAGCUGUGGUGGGUAUGGGUGAGUGCUUGCCUUGUGUUUGUGUGAGUCGCCCCCUCUCUGGUCUGCACUGAGCCGCCCCAGGUGGUAGCGGCAGAUGCGCAGCUUCGGAUCGAGCUCGUCCAACUGCACAAGACACACGCACAUCCGUGUAGCGGGCACAGUGGGUGAAUGGAUGUGUACGAGUGCAUUGUGCGCACCUUUUCCUUGAACGCGGUUGCCUGCGUGUCCUCAGACACCCUGCACACACACAGACACACCACCACACAUAGAUCGACACCAAGGUGGGCCACGGCACUCACGCACACACGCACCGCAGCAGCUGUUCCCAGAGAGUUUUCGCCUGCCCGAAGCCAUCCACCGCAUCCUGAUUGCACACACAGACACACAAGCGUCCACACGUGACUUGUGUGUGUGUGUGCGUGUGUGUGUGUGUCUGGCUCUACCUGCCACUCUUCCCUCUCCAGGUGGUACUCGCCCUGCAUCCAGCACCUGUAGGCCUGCGCGUCGAUGCACGUCUUCUUGUCGCAGUGGAUGCCGCACAUCUGCUCCAGACGCUUCGCCCAACUCACAGCCUGAUAAUAAUACGCCACAAUAUCACUCACACACACACACAAAAGGCUAGACCCACCGACCGACCUACCUUUGCAAAUCGCCGGAUUGAGUGGAGCCGCGCGCGAGGGUUCUGAGGACACACCAAAUGUAAGCAGUCGUGUGAAUGUAUACCAACACACACACACACACACACACCACAGCGUGUGUGUACCAGCUGUUCAGCGGCGGCGUUGGUGGCCUUGAGCUGCACGGCAUAGCUCCACGCACGCUCCGCAUUCACCAACGGCAGCAGCAGGAACCUGCACACACAUACACACACACAGUCACACGGAUGGGCGUACACAUCUGUUUGCCCAUGCUCUCUCUCUCUGCGUGUGUGUGUGUGAGUGUGUGUGUAUGGGUACCGGUCGUCGCUGAAGUCAGCAGGAAUCGCCUUGGCAACAUACCUACAACCACACCAUAUGGAUGCACGUGGCUGCCCUGUGUGUGUGUCUGGGGGCGGCAUGAGCCUCACCGUGAUCGUCCGUGUUUGAACUUGAGCGAAGAUCUGAUUCGUUUCAGUCGCCUGGCGCAGUACUGUCUGUAGCGGUGGUAGUCGUUGUGACGCAGACCGUUCUGCUGCUGCUGCUGACGACACACCUCCAACACUGCACCACACACACAUUCAUAGUGGCCGGAUGGCACACCAGUCUGGCUGCAGACCUACCGUUGAGCGAGAAGGGUUCGUGUGUGGGCUGUGUGGGCGCCACGGCCACGCACUCGCCCUCAGGCUCCACCUCACCACUCGCUGGCGGCACAUCUGCGGACAUAGACGCAUCCACGUGGACGGGAGAUCUCAUCUCUGGGUGCCUGCAAGAAUGAGAUAAGCCGCUUUCUCACCUGUUGUGGCGUUAGCGUUCACAUCGUCCGUUGCUGCCUCCUUGAUGCCGCCGUUGACCUCCUCGCCCGUGGCUGCUGCUUUGGGAGACGACGCCAU
Vitrella brassicaformis is the source of this 4158-nucleotide messenger RNA. The record is from the annotation of a GenBank genome assembly. Lineage: Eukaryota; Vitrellaceae.